Molecule: messenger RNA, 3190 nt
Organism: Cottoperca gobio
Lineage: Eukaryota; Metazoa; Chordata; Actinopteri; Perciformes; Bovichtidae
Product: endonuclease domain-containing 1 protein-like
Exons: 2
Coding region: 266-1183 (305 amino acids)
Molecular function (GO): metal ion binding; nucleic acid binding; hydrolase activity
Source: RefSeq, a predicted model, not a curated record
GUUGACAGGGGAAGUUUGAUAUGAGUAGAGGAUGGGUUACUUUCAACCACAGGGUUCCUACGGUCAGUAUAUAUAUAAGAGGAAACCUCAGUGACAGCCCUCAAACGUCUUUACUCCAGACGCUGAAUGGACACAAAGGAAAUAUAGGUUUUAUUGAAGUCAGGAGCUUUUGUCUAAGAGGAAGCCUGUCAACAAAGUCUGCGUUCGCUGGCAUCUCUUUCCAGAAGUCGUAAAUACAGCCGACCUAGUGCUAGUGUUGUGCAGGAUGUCUCAAAAGAAGAUGCUGCAGUUCUGCACGGGAGCUCUGCUUCUUCUCCUCCCCUGGUUUGGUGGCCUGGUCCUCGGAGAGAUCAGCAGCGACUUCUCCCAGUGCCUUGAUUUCUUCUAUAAUAAAACUCCACCAAAGGGUAUCGAUGCAUCAGGGUACCAGCCAAUAUGCCAGCGCUACAAAAACCAGCACCACUUUGCCAGCCUGUAUCACCGCCAGCGUCGUGCACCAUUGUACUCUGCGUACAUACUCAGUCCUGCAGACGGCAAACGGCCCAAUUCUACUUGGAAGUAUGAACCUCAGUUGGCGUUUUCCCGUGCCAACCCAGAGAUGAAAUCCUUCCAGUUUCAAACCCUCGUGGACCAGAAUGUGAUUGACAGCCAGGCGGUGUUUGAGGACUACAGGAACUCCAACUUCACCAAGGGUCAUCUCAAUCCCAGCAUGCACCAGAAGACAAAGGAAGACCGUGAGGCCACCUUCACUCUAACAAACAUUGUCCCUCAGCAAGCGGGCUCCAACUCUGGCCCAUGGAACGGUCUGGAGAAUGAGGUGUUAAGUAAAUUCAAGGCCUUCUGCAACGGGUCAAUGCAUGUGAUCACUGGAGCCAUGCCUUAUGAGUCUGACCUCGUCAGGAUCAAUAACAGGGUGUCUGUUCCUGAGUACAUGUGGUCCGCCUACUGCUGCCCAUCCUACAGAUCGGACCUUCCUAAGGCCGUGAAGGUCUGUUUCCCCACAUAUGCUGCAGUGGGAAGAAAUGACCGCAACAGUGGAGAUGAGAUUGUGCCAGUUAAUGUCAAGGCGAGAGCCUCGAAGAGGGGCUAUGAUGUGAGGCGUAUGUCAGUAGAGACUUUGGAGGGCAUCUUGACACAAAGGCUGGCCAUGCCCAUCAGUCUGUUUCACGGGCAGUGUCAGUAGCAAAGCUUGAGUCCCUUGUUGUUUACUGCUGUGGGUGUGCACUGCAGUAGUCACCAUGUAUAGUACAUCUCUUCAGCUUUAAUUACUGAAUGAGUAUUUGAUUAAUCAGGACAUGAUUAUUAUUUCAUGAUGGUUUGAAAUGGAUUUUUCCAAUGAUUAGGGUUUUGAAAAAUAACCAGUUUCUUGUAACACGUUCAACAACUAACCCCAUGAUUUUACUACUACGAUUGAAAUGGAUGAGCCGUUCAAUGGAACAAUUCAUGUUCAUUUUAUGUUAAAUACUAUCUUUGUUCACACAAAUGUAAAUAAAAUAAAAUGGUCGCACAUUUAACAUUUUGUACUCUGCUCACAUACAUAAUCUUGCAGAAGGCAAACGGCCCACCCAAUGCAAACAGGAUGUAUGAACCACAAAGAUACUGUGUGGCAUGCAAGAGGUCAUUACCUCUAAGGGCCAACUGUCUUGAGUGAGACUUUGUCAGAUUGUUUUAAAUGAGCUGUUACCUUAGAAACAACUAACUUUCCUUGUAUGGCCAAAUGUACCUGCUAGGGGUGCAAAAUUAGCUUUGCAUCCAACUCCCUGUGAAAUGGAAAACAACAUGGCUCCUGGGUCUCUGUGUGGCAAUUAAAAUAAAAGCAAAUAUAAUAUGGACGGGCAGGGCCUCAGCCAGGACCAAGUUUACGUCCUUUAUUAUGUCAGUUGAUGUUGUGUUUUAGUGGUCGUCCCCCAAAGUAAUUUUCAAUUAAAUCAGUGGAUACACAAUAAGCCUGCAGCUUUUGCUGGAAUUCAGCCCUGCUUCUUGGGGUCCAUAUAAAAAAUACGGAAUUAUGAAUAAAUGUUUACCCUUAAAUCUCACAGAUCCAUGAAAAUGCUGCAUUUGCAUGUAGAUGUAAUGGGAAAUAGUUCUUGGGUUGUGAUGGUGAUGGUAAAUGUGAGAGAGCCCUUGUGUAAAUACUCAAAGUGCCAUUGUGGUCAGUGUGAGACUUGUGCAAAUGCUGUCACACAUGUUAUCUUAUCUAAGAGUAAGUAAAAUAGCAUUUUAUCCAUUCUUUUCAAAUUUAAUUUAUUACUAGAUGACUGAAUCGGUCAGCCACCUGGACACAACAGAAGUACAGGAAAACACGCACACACACACACACACACACACACGCUCUUAUGUAUCUUCUAGAAAGUGGUAUCUCCGUCUCUCGGUGUCUCAGAAAGUCAGCCCAGAUAUGCAGUCUUUCCCAAUCGCAAAUCCAGUCUACUCUGAUGUUAGGAAGAGCCAGCCGGUGUGUAAGGACUACACAUACUCUGGUACACCGAGGGCCAUCUCAAUCCAAGCAUGCACCAGAAGUCAAGAGAAGACUGUGAGGCCACCUUCCCCCUGACACACAUUGUCCCUCAGCGGAAAGACUGCAGCAAAGACACUUUGGAGCCACUGGAAAGGGAGGUAUUAAAUAGAUUCAAGGAUUUCUGCAAGGGAUCGAUGUAUGUAAUCCCUGCGACCAUGCCUCAUAAGUCUGGAGCAUACAGUAGCACUAACAGGGUGUCUGUUCAUGUGGUCUGCCUACUGCUGUCCAUCCUACAGAUCUGACCUUCCUGACUCUGAAUCAGGAUCAUGAUGGAACAUUACAGGUGACAAGUGUGGUAGUGAAAGAGGACUCAAGUUGAUUCCCAAAUCAGAAGAUUUUAAGAUAAUGGCCAUUCCUACAGUUAUCUAUGUCUUUUGUAUGUAUAUGUAGCUACACAUUUCCAAGACAUUGCACCUGGCCCUAACAAAAACAAACAAACCAUUGUAAAUAUAAACACAUUUAAACUAAAACUAGCAAACAAUCUGAAAACUACCUAAAUUAAAUAAAGAGUUUAAAACUAAAAUAAAAACUAUUUGAAAAUUCACAACUAUCAUAACGUUGGUAUGCAGUAGGCAUUAAGUACAGCACCCUUAAUGACUGGCACCCUAGUGCCUGGUUAAGAUUCAAAGUCUUACUAUUUACUGAAUACGUGUUUGAUUAAAAUGUUGUCUCGUC